AUGCCCUCCAACUGGUCCUACACCAGCUCCCACUCCAGCGCCCACUCCGGUUCCCACUCCGGCCCCAACUCCAGCUCCAACUCCGGCACCAACUCCAGCACCAACUCCGGCACCAACUCCGGCCCCAACUCCAGCCCCAACUCCAGCACCAACUCCAGCACCAACUCCGGCACCAACUCCGGCCCCAACUCCGGCACCAACUCCGGCCCCAACCCCGGCACCAACUCCGGUGCCAACUCCUGGUGAUCCUUGCAUUCCAGGAGUUACCUGUCCACCAAGUGAUGCUGGCAAUUGCGUUGCAGAUGGUCGGUGUCCUCCAAGAAAUGGAGUCGAACCAAAACUUCUUCCACAUG
Anopheles funestus (African malaria mosquito) is the source of this 353-nucleotide messenger RNA. RefSeq lists its product as uncharacterized. NCBI's taxonomy places the organism in Eukaryota, Metazoa, Arthropoda, Insecta, Diptera, Culicidae. The record is from RefSeq and is a predicted model, not a curated record. The transcript has a single exon. The coding region runs from base 1 to 246 and encodes 81 amino acids.